AUGACGGCGCAAGCGGCGUUAAUCGCCGAUACCAUCACGGGCAUGAAGCGGGCCUUGCGCAGAGAACGUGACGAUAAUGGUCCAGACGAUCCGAUCAUGGCGCCAACGAACCGGGGGAACAAAAUGCAAGCUAAUGCUAAGUAUGUGAGCGAGGGUGCACUGGGUUACAUCAACGCCGAAGAUUACUACAAGCAGAGAAUCGAUCAUGCUGGCUAUACGCGCUACAUUCUUCAGCCGAACCCGAUUCGCUAUGAUUCAGAGGGCGACGAGCUUGAUGAAGAUGAUGAAGAUUCCGAGGCUGAUGCCGCGGCUGCUGAAGACAACCCGUUCUCUGGGAUUGCGCUUGAGACUCUUCUAUGUCCCCUAAAGCAUCCUUCCGAACUCCCCAUCCAUCCUUCUAUGUCCCAAGCAUACACGUCGCAAGCCCUGGAGAAAAUGACAGCGGCAGUCGAACACAAGCUUCGCCAGGAACGGGCUUUGCUCUGGCGCGCCAGGAGUUUGCAUAGGCAGUUUCUAGGUGAUAGCAGUUGGAUGCCAUGCGGUGUGCUCGAGACGCCUGACGAUCACUUGAUCUUCGACCCCAGGCUUGCUAGUAACGAACCGAGCAUAUAUGCCGGUCAGCAGGGUACAAUUCGGACAGGUAUUACCACAAAGGCACCUGCAUCAACAGCCACCCAGGACCCUCAGUCGGCACAGAACGGAACAAAAGCCCAGGUUAUUUCAACGCAAAAUGACGUGGAAAUGGCCGAGGUCCCAGCAGAUGGUGAACCCACCAAGAACGGCUUGCAGCUUAAGUCAGAAGAGACCGAUGCCACCGUUAAAGACCUGCCACCUCACCCUAACAUCUCGACUUCCAAUCACAACGGUGCAUCCGGGGCGAGCACAAAAUCACCCUCCAACGGGAGACCAGACAUAGACACAACGAAAGAUGCCGAUCCCGUCGAAACAACCGAACCCAACGACGACACAGAACAUGACCUGGAAAUGCACGACGGCUCACCAGAACCACUACGGCGAAUGACAACGCGCGCGCAAGCCAACGCAGUCAACCCAAACGAAAACGAAAACGGCUCCCCGCUCUCCUCCGACUCAGCAUUCCCACUCCCAACACCGCACCCCCUCUUCCUCGUCCCGGACAACAUCCUCCCCGACCCAAAUUUCGGCCUACCUGCCGCUGAAGCCGAGGAAACCCGCCGCCUGCUCUGGUCGUAUAUCCAGAAGCAGGAAGAGACGGUGCGCGGGGUGGAGCACAUGCUCGAUUCGCUGAAUAGAUCUUGCCGCAUGAAAGGUGAUGUUCUGGAAUGGUGCAAGGCUGAGGGACACGUUGGCGAGAUGAGUGAUGGCGAGGACUGGUAUGACCGUGAGCAGUGGGGGCUAGCUGAGGGUGAGGAAUUGAAGAAGGGAACGGAUGAGGAUGAGAUUGAGACUGUCGACGAGAGUCGGACGCAGGGGAAGAGGGGGAGGGGAAGGCGGCAGUGA
Penicillium roqueforti is the source of this 1479-nucleotide messenger RNA. RefSeq lists its product as uncharacterized. Gene Ontology annotation, biological process: negative regulation of rDNA heterochromatin formation; negative regulation of silent mating-type cassette heterochromatin formation. NCBI's taxonomy places the organism in Eukaryota, Fungi, Ascomycota, Eurotiomycetes, Eurotiales, Aspergillaceae. The coding region runs from base 1 to 1479 and encodes 492 amino acids. Gene Ontology annotation, cellular component: Rpd3L complex; cytosol. The transcript has 4 exons. The record is from RefSeq and is a predicted model, not a curated record.